UAUAAACAGUUUGGAACUUCUUCGAGCCUAAACACCAAAAAUGCGUUUCUUAAUCGUCGUUGCUCUUUUGGCCUUCGUGGCUGUUGGGCUUACAAAUGCCCGUCCUGCUGAGGAGGAGCAGGAGUCCUCUAUUCAGGAGAACUCUGGCGAGGAUUCUUCCAACAACAGUAGUGAAGAAAACACAAAUGCACCUGGAGAAGGAUCUGCAAAUGAAGAAAGCCAGGACUCUGGAAAUUCUGGUAAUGGACAAGGUCAGGAUUCUGAAAACGAGGAAAACCAGGCUGGUGAAUCUGAUGGACAGAGUCAGGAUUCCGAAAAUGAGGUAAACCAGGCUGGUGAAUCUGAUGGACAGAGUGGAGAUACUGACAAUCUGGAAAACCAGGCUGGUGAAUCCAAUGGACAGAGUCAGGAUUCUGAAAGUGAGGGAAACCAAGCUGCUGGAUCUGAUGGGCAGAGUCAGGAUUCUGAAAAGGAGGGAAACCAGGCUGCUGAAUCUGAUGGACAGAGUGGAGAUUCCGACAAUCUGGAAAACCAGGCUGGUGAAUCUAAUGGACAGAGUCAGGAUUCAGAAAAUGAGGAAAACCAAGCUGCUGGAUCUGAUGGGCAGAGUCAGGAUUCUGAAAAGGAGGGAAACCAGGCUGCUGAAUCUGAUGGACAGAGUGGAGAUUCUGACAAUCUGGAAAACCAGGCUGGUGAAUCUAAUGGACAGAGUCAGGAUUCUGAAAAUGAGGAAAACCAAGCUGCUGGAUCUGAUGGGCAGAGUCAGGAUUCUGAAAAGGAGGGAAACCAGGCUGCUGAAUCUGAUGGACAGAGUGGAGAUUCUGACAAUCUGGAAAACCAGGCUGGUGAAUCUAAUGGACAGAGUCAGGAUUCUGAAAAUGAGGAAAACCAUGCUGCUGGAUCUGAUGGGCAGAGUCAGGAUUCUGCUCAGGAUUCUGAAAUUGAGGGAAACCAGGCUGGUGAAUCGGAAGGACAGAGUCAGGACUCUGACAAUGGAGAAGUAACCAAUAAUGAAGACAAUAAGGAGAGCAAUGGAGAUGAGUCCAAUUCCGAAUCGAGCGGAGAUAAUAACAACGAGUCUGGAGCCAACAACGAGUCCGGAGUUAACAAGGAGGCUGGAGACGAAAACGAGUCUGGUGAUAACAACGAGUCUGGAGACAACAACGAGUCUGGAGACAACAACGAGUCCGGAGUUAACAACGAGUCUGGAGACAACAACGAGUCUGGAAACAACAACGAGUCUGGAUGCAACAACGAGUCUGGCGAUAAAACCGAUUCGGAGCAUAACAACGAGGGCGAUCAGGAGGAGAAUGCCCCACCUAAGAAGUCGAUUCGUCCAUUUAGGCCCAGGUUCGGAAGGCAUGGUCCACUUAUAAUCCUCGCCAGGCCCCUUUUCCUUAACCAAGCUUAA
Molecule: messenger RNA, 1411 nt
Organism: Drosophila suzukii
Lineage: Eukaryota; Metazoa; Arthropoda; Insecta; Diptera; Drosophilidae
Source: RefSeq, a predicted model, not a curated record